Messenger RNA from Ilyonectria robusta, 960 nucleotides. RefSeq names its product beta-lactamase-like protein. The transcript has a single exon. The annotation marks the transcript as partial. The record is from RefSeq and is a predicted model, not a curated record. NCBI's taxonomy places the organism in Eukaryota, Fungi, Ascomycota, Sordariomycetes, Hypocreales, Nectriaceae.
AUGUCCAAACCAGCCUUCGCAGUCCCGCUUCCUCAAUCCUCCCGGUCCGAUGUUCUUGAGUGGCGAUUCCCGAAGCCAUAUAGCAACUAUGUCCUGACGGGCAAAUCUCGUGCAGCAUGGCAUACGUCCUUCAUAAUCCCCCAGCUCAAUCUCCUCCUUGACGCCGGCCUCUGUGUCAACAAGAUGCGGCCCAAACAUAUCUUCCUCACCCACGGACACAGCGACCACACUCUCCUGUCGCCCGCAUUUGUCAAGCGCGAGGACCCGCCAGAUAUUUUCUGCCCUGCCGAUAUGGCCAGCGUCUUUGAUAAUUUCAUUCUCGCCAAUACCAUGCUUAAUCUUGGAGGAUUGGUACAGCUUGAAGAUGCUCCCCAAUCCGGCUCCGAGGCGGAAAGCAGCGUUGAUAUCAACAUGCCCCAGAAAAAUGGGUGGCUCAAUACGCACAUCACUCAUGGCGUUCGUCACGGUGAUGUUGUCCCCCUAAGACGCAUCAAGAACAUGACAGCCACUGUGUUUGACUGCGACCACACAGUUCCAUGUGUUGGUUAUGUUUUCAGCAUUACUUCCAAUCGAUUGAAGCCAGAGUAUCGAUCUCUCAAAGGACCAGAAAUCAAAGCCCUCCGUCAAUCAGGCAUAGAAAUCACCAACGAGCAAUCCACCCCCAUAUUUGCCUUUCUGGGAGAUACCACGGCCGCAACCCUGGCUGCCGAGCCGGAAUGGCUGCGGAACGGCAUUCCAGUGGUCAUCACCGAGUGCAGUUUUCUAUACGAGGAGCACAGGGCGCAGGCCGACCGGACAAAGCAUACCAUAUGGAGUGAUUUGGAGAGGGUAGUUCGCAAAUGGCCCUCCACAACGUUUGUCAUUACGCACUUUAGCCUUAGAUAUAAUGGUGAGGAAGUCAAUCGCUUCUUUAGAGAGAUGGAUAAUCCUCCAUGUAAUAUUGUUGUCUGGGAGGAUGGA